Messenger RNA from Ectocarpus sp. CCAP 1310/34, 1602 nucleotides. NCBI's taxonomy places the organism in Eukaryota, Phaeophyceae, Ectocarpales, Ectocarpaceae. The record is from the annotation of a GenBank genome assembly.
AUGCCAUUGCCGCAGGGGCCUGGUACGGUCGUCGGCGUCGACUUCUUCGGACCUCUGCCAGUGACGGCCAAGGGCAACUCCUACAUUUUGUUGUUCACAGACCGUUUCAGUCGGAGAGCCGACAUGUUCGCAGUUACAGCGGCGGAAUUUACGGCGAGAGGGACGGCUCACAUCUUCGUCAACCAAUACAUGACCAAGUGGGGAUGUCCGACUACGUUAUUGUCGGACAACGGACUGCAUUUCUGCUCGAAGCUCUCCAUGGCGAUCUACGAGGUGAUGAAGAUCAAGAAGGUCACCACCAGCUCCUACCACCCACCGACCAACGGCGGCACGGAACGCGUCAACCACACGAUGGCCCAGAUGCUUGCGGCGGUCGUCAACGAACAGCAAAACGAUUGGGACAUACAUCUCCCGCACGUUGAGUUUGCCUACAACAAUUCCGUGAACCAGUCUACUGGAUUAGCGCCAAACGAGAUCCACAUCGGACGCAUCCCGCGACUCCCGCUUUCGGUCUUCGAUCGUCCCACGGUAGGUGGUCAUCAAAGCUUGGCCCGCGAUCAACUCGAUUAUUGCAACCUGGCUGUCGAUCGCCAGCGCCGGGCCUACGAACUUGUCCGUGAGUACAACACCCUGAAGAUUUCGCGAGUCGAACGCCGAAAUUCAUCCCUGCUGGACGCCAUUCACAAGCUCCCUCAGUUUACCGUUGGCGGGUGGGCUUGGGUGUACAACACGGCUGCUAAAAUUCGACAGGGUGUGCAGAAGGACACGGACCAACAGGUGUUCAAGGCCAAAUUCGCACUUUCUUGGACGGGGCCCUACAAAGUUCUUGCGGUGGGUCCCACCUCUGCCGACGCCACUCCGGACGGCCGCCCGUUGGCGCAUAAACUCCUCUACCUGGACCUGCCUUCCGAUCUUUCCGGCCCGGCAGCUCGUUGUCGCGUGUCUGUCCUUCGUUGCAAGCCCUGUCGCAAUCCGGUCGAGACGGACGACUUGCCGCAAUCUCUGCCCGCCGAGCUUUCGCGUUAUGUUCUGCACUCCUUCGGAGAUAAAUGUCCACCUUUCCACGUCACCGCGGAUGAUGUGUCGGUGCCUGUCGGGCGCCUCGAGGUCGACUACAUCUCGGGACAUCAACUGGUGCGGGGCCGUAGCGGCGUUCUCGCUGUCCUGUACCAGACGCAUUGGGUAGGCCUGACUACUCCUUCAUGGGAACGGGAAUCCGACCUUGAUCUAUUCCGUCGACACAUCCUCUUGUACUGGUCCCGGGAGGCCUGCCAAAGCAAGCAGGGUCACCAUACAUAUCGAGUGGGUCGGACUCGCGCGGCACAGCAAGAGCUAGCCCGGAAUCGUGGAGAACGCUAUGUGCAUCCUGGGGAUGAUCUUGUGCUUAACGCGACUUGGCUUCAUCGUUUCAGCACUUCGCCCCUCCCUGUUGGCGCGCGGCUGUGGUACAAGGCCUGUGAUGGAUUGUGGUGGACCGGACGCAUUGGUGCUCAUCAGGGCGGCUCGUACAUCGUUCGAUUUUUGGAUGACCCGGGCCCAAGCGUUCUCCCUCUGCCUGCGCACCUCAACUCCACCGGCUUGGACGCCGUCUGUGGAUCAUGA